Nezara viridula (southern green stink bug) is the source of this 1128-nucleotide messenger RNA. Lineage: Eukaryota; Metazoa; Arthropoda; Insecta; Hemiptera; Pentatomidae. The record is from the annotation of a GenBank genome assembly.
AUGAGCAUGUUAAGGCAUAGGAAAAAAUCUCCGUACUAUGGUGUUGAAAUAAUUAAGAACUUGGAUUCGUUUCCUAAAGUUAAUAAAGAAGAUUUCAUUGAAAAAUCGAGAAUUGGUGGUACCGUGACUGUCAUAGCAUAUAUUCUUAUACUUUGGAUAAUUGUACAUGAAGUGAGGUACUACUUUGAAAGUCAUGUUGAUUUUAAGUUUAUGCCUGACAAAGAUUAUGAUGCCAAACUGAGGCUAAAUCUGGAUCUUACAGUUGCCAUGCCUUGUUCAAGUAUUGGAGCUGACAUUUUAGAUUCAACGAAUCAAAAUAUGUUGAAAUUUGGCAAAUUAGAUAUGAUGGAUACUUGGUUCGAAAUGACUUCAGAACAAAGGCUUAACUUUGAUGAUAUCCGUCGAGUUAAUUCUUAUCUGAGAGAGGAAUUUCAUGCUAUUAAUGAUCUUUUAUGGAAAUCUGGUCAUAGUAUAACGCUCAGAAAAUUGCCACAACGGGAGAUAAUUGAUAGUAAUCCUCCAGAUGCUUGUCGAGUUUAUGGUUCAUUGGUUUUGAAUAAAGUAGCGGGGAACUUGCAUAUAACAGCUGGAAAAUCACUUCACUUGCCCGAAGGACAUGUUCAUAUUUCCGCAUUUGUAUCUCAAGCGGAAUAUAAUUUUUCUCAUAGAAUUCAUCAUCUUUCAUUUGGAGACUCAGGGGUUGGCAUUAUCCACCCUUUAGAUGGUGAAGAGAAGAUUGCAGAUAUUAAUAUGGCACUCUAUCAGUAUUUUGUUGAGAUUGUUCCAACUGAUGUGGAAACAUUUUUAUCAAAAGCCAAGACUUAUCAGUAUUCAGUGAAAGAUAGUUUACGGAUCAUAAAUCAUGAUAAAGGUUCACAUGGUGUACCUGGCAUUUUUUUCAAAUAUGAUAUCAGUGCUUUGAAGGUUGUAGUUACUCAGUCUCAUGAGCCUCUUCUGAAAUUUUUUGUAAGACUUUCAUCAACUUUAUCAGGUGUCUUUGUUUCUGCAGGAAUUUUAAAAGACUGCAUUUUGUUUAUAACAAAAAAACUUGAGAGAACCCUUUAUCCCGAACAGAAAAAAAAUGGAGUAAGUGUUGAAAAAGUUCCUGAAGAAGUUUAUAGUUUAUGA